This is a messenger RNA of Staurois parvus, 611 nucleotides long. The record is from the annotation of a GenBank genome assembly. Lineage: Eukaryota; Metazoa; Chordata; Amphibia; Anura; Ranidae.
UAUUGUCGCCACCCUCCAAUUCAUGUGAUUCAGGUGUUCCAAUCCCCUCCAAUUCAUGUGAUUCAGGUGUUCCAAUCCCCUCCAAUUCAUGUGAUUCAGGUGUUCCAAUCCCCUCCAAUUCAUGUGAUUCAGGUGUUCCAAUCCCCUCCAAUUCAUGUGAUUCAGGUGUUCCAAUCCCCUCCAUAUCAUGUGAUUCAGGUGUUCCAAUCCCCUCCAAUUCAUGUGAUUCAGGUGUUCCAAUCCCCUCCAAUUCAUGUGAUUCAGGUGUUCCAAUCCCCUCCAUAUCAUGUGAUUCAGGUGUUCCAAUCCCCUCCAUAUCAUGUGAUUCAGGUGUUCCAAUCCCCUCCAUAUCAUGUGAUUCAGGUGUUCCAAUCCCCUCCCAAUCAUGUGAUUCAGGUGUUCCAAUCCCCUCCAAUUCAUGUGAUUCAGGUGCUCCAAUCCCCUCCCAAUCAUGUGAUUCAGGUGUUCCAAUCCCCUCCAUAUCAUGUGAUUCAGGUGUUCCAAUCCCCUCCCAAUCAUAGUCAAUAGCUAAAGACCUCCAAACUUGGUGUGGCCUUCAGAUGAGCCCAACAACAGUGCGUAGAGAGCUUCAUGGAAUGGGUUUCCAUGGC